Pseudoliparis swirei is the source of this 3104-nucleotide messenger RNA. RefSeq lists its product as uncharacterized. Bases 906 to 2492 code for a protein of 528 amino acids. The record is from RefSeq and is a predicted model, not a curated record. The transcript is spliced from 2 exons. Lineage: Eukaryota; Metazoa; Chordata; Actinopteri; Perciformes; Liparidae.
AGAUAUUUAUGUGUUAUGUUUAUUGCUUACCGUAUCUUUAACUAAACAAUCAGAGGAGCUCCUAGAACUCCGCGUUCCCACCCGAAGGUUGGGUUAUGUGGUGUGGGAGUCGGAUAAAGAAGUGAUAACAAACCAGACGGAAGGAAUAUGUCAACAUGUCCUCAGUUCCACUUCUCCAUCUGUUGUUAUGUGUGUGUGUUCAGCUUUCAAUAAAAGGCUGGACCAAAGGGUGGCUCGGCGGAAUGCUUUGGAGGUCGUCGUGAUCGAAGCACGUGCGUCCGAGCUUCCCCUUUGAUCAAAGCUUUCGAAGAUACUACGUUGUCUGUGAUUCAUUUCUCACCUCCUUGAACGUGAAUAUUUUACAUGAUAUAGAGAGGAAAAAACCUAUCAUAAUUGGUGCCGUGACCCGGAUCCCAACAUACCCAUCGGCUGGAUUUUUCUUUUUCCUGCGGAGCCACUGACACCUGUGCAGGCCCCGACUGAUCAUCGGAUUAAGAGACCGCUCAGCAGUGGAUAAUAAUUUCUGCGGAGAGGAGAUCCAGUCGUGGAUUGACGGGAUCCGGCGGAUCGGAAGACCGAGGGAGACUGACCCAGACAAAGUCGGCGACUGGGUCUUCAUCCGCGUCAUCAAGAAAAAGACGUGGAGCGACGCUCGCUGGGAGGGACCAUUCCAAGUCCUUCUGACGACUGCAACCGCUGUAAAGAUCGCCGAGAGGACCACCUGGAUACAUCUUUCCCAUUGCAAACUGUUCCCUACAGAAAUCCCGGACCAGUGCCCUGAUCCCGAGACGACCGCGAGCAGAGGGGAAGACUGACUUCAAAGGGGGCUGUCCGCUUAAAAGACAGCCAUCUCAACGUCAGUGAAGAAACCAACAAAUCCCUGCUCUUAGGUGUCGGCUCGGGUGAUGGAGCGAGAGGUCCCGAGGGGCUCAAACGAGAGGAGCAAGGGAGAAGGAGAGGAAAGAAGACCAUCCAGACUCAGAGUUAAGUGCAGAGAAAUGUGUGGACCCUGCAGUAUCGGAGUCAUGGCGGCCAUGGUCAUGGCGAUAGGCGCGUUCUGGUUGUGUUUUCUGUUACAGGACGCCGCAAAAGAGGGUUCCCAGAGGUCCCGAGGAAAAAGGAACAUAGCUGGUACCAACCCGCUGCUGUCACAAGAGAAGGAAUGGACACACAUGCAACACAGUCCAUGGGAUGGAAAGAACGAAGAAGAGAAAUACCCAAGGAUGAAGAAUAAGUGGUACAAAUAUGUACAUGUGUUAGCAAAAAGCUACAACAAAACUAAUUGUUACGUGUGUUCCAAACUACCCUUUGCUUCUAAUCAGGUCACCUUGUACGCCCGCAGAAUGAGUGAGGCACAAGCAGGGUGUUUCGCGAGCAUGGCUAGGAGUGGACAUCAUGAAGACAGUUUAAUGCUAGAGGGACCCCAUGGUACACCGACGCCAGGAGUUGAUAAGGGAUAUUGCGCCAAAACCUUCUGGGUCGUUUGGUAUUAUACGGUGAAGGGAUACGCAAUUCCUCAGUCAGUGGUGAUGGAAGACGCGAAAAACCACCCAAUAUGUUACCGUCAAAAUCUUGGUAAAACAGCCAUGGGAACUACUACCAACUGCGAUCAAAUAAAAAUCGACCCGAAGGGAGCACCAUUGAACGUACAUGCUCCAUCCAAUGGUACAUUUAUGAUACAGGGAGGGUGGUGGCUAUGCGGAAACAAUGCCUAUAUCACUCUCCCGUUCGGAUGGAGGGGAACAUGCGCCCCGAUUUUUGUAACCGAUCACACAGUAUUUAUUACUGAGGAAGAAGUCCGAACACGUAAAAAGCGAGAAGCACCAUUCUUCGUAGCCCACGAUUCAGUGUGGGGGUCCGACGUACCCCAAGAGUACAAACACUGGACAACGGGCCAAAAGGUGCUCCUCGCCCUGUUCCCGUGGGUAGGAACGUCGAAAAAUAUGUUGCGUAUUGAGACAGUAGAUUAUCGGCUCGGACUGUUUAUCAAUAGCUCCCUGAUAAUCGAAGAGGCCCAAAACAGAGAGAUAGACGCCAUCCGUACCAUGGUGAUGCAGAAUCGAAUGGCCCUUGAUUUACUUACCGCAGCCACAGGAGGAACAUGUGUCCUUCUGAACACAUCCUGCUGUACGUAUAUUACUGAUGAUGUCCACUCCCAGAACAUGACCGACGCGCUCGGCCGCCUAUAUCAGUUGCAGCGAGCAAUGGCGGCCGACCACAAACCCAGGCCAUAUGAAAGCUGGUAUGAUUGGCUGUUUAACGGCUCAUGGAGGCAGGUCCUUAUCAAAACUGCGACGAUGUUAGGUGCGGGAUUGUUGACCGUCAUCUGUGUGCUGAGUUGUGUGAUCCCGUCUAUUCGUGGGAUAACAAUCAGAGCAAUCAAUACCCUAACAUCGGUGUCUGGGCUCACCUCACGGAUGGAGCCCAUUGAAGCGACCGUGUAUAUUCAUAUGUAUGAUGACAUGGGAAGACCUGUCAAUGUUCCCGUUUAAGAAAAUAUAAUGUAAACUUUUGGUUUAUGCUUGGAUGACAUAAUUGUGUAAAACUCCUCACAAGGAACGGACGAUUAUUGAUGUGAAGCUGCUGACUAAAAAGUUUAAUUCCCAAAGAGAUUGGUGUGGUGUUACUAACAAAUAAUGUGUAACAAGAAUAAUCAUGAUUCUGCUUUAACUGCUUAACCCAAAUACGUAAAUCACAUGCUGCUUAGAAAUUAGACAAAUCAAAUGAGUGCCAUUAUUUGACCAUGUUUAGAUAAUAAGCAAUUAGCAUAAACAGGAGGGAACUGACAGAGAAAUUUAUGUGUUAUGUUUAUUGCUUACCGUAUCUUUAACUAAACAAUCAGAGGAGCUCCUAGAACUCCGCGUUCCCACCCGAAGGUUGGGUUAUGUGGUGUGGGAGUCGGAUAAAGAAGUGAUAACAAACCAGACGGAAGGAAUAUGUCAACAUGUCCUCAGUUCCACUUCUCCAUCUGUUGUUAUGUGUGUGUGUGUUCAGCUUUCAAUAAAAGGCUGGACCAAAGGGUGGCUCGGCGGAAUGUCUUGGAGGUCGUCGUGAUCGAAGCACGUGCGUCUGAGCUUCCCCUUUGAUCAAAGCUUUCGAAGAUA